Microdochium trichocladiopsis is the source of this 3292-nucleotide messenger RNA. RefSeq lists its product as uncharacterized. NCBI's taxonomy places the organism in Eukaryota, Fungi, Ascomycota, Sordariomycetes, Xylariales, Microdochiaceae. The record is from RefSeq and is a predicted model, not a curated record. Gene Ontology annotation, molecular function: zinc ion binding; DNA-binding transcription factor activity, RNA polymerase II-specific. Gene Ontology annotation, biological process: regulation of DNA-templated transcription. The coding region runs from base 1 to 3135 and encodes 1044 amino acids. The transcript is spliced from 4 exons.
AUGACAAGAGCGCAGUCCUCAACAGACAAUCCCAUGCCUCGGCCUUGUCUGCACUCGUCUCAUACAAUCGCGCCCGCCGACAGCCAUCCACCUGGCAGCGACAGCACCGACAAUGCCGAGCUUAAAGGGCGGAGCUCGAGCGCCGAAGCGAGCACGAGCAUGCCUAGCCGGGCAGAUCAGCCUGGUACUUUACUGACCCAUCAAUGUCACAGAAAGCACGAAUGCGAGGGGAAUCGGCCUCGAUGUUCGCAGUGCUUUCGUCUCGGGCAGCGGUGCGAAUAUCCCACCUUUCGGCAGGCCGAGCCCCAGUCCCAGCCCAAGCCCCUGCAAGACUCCGAGGCGUCAACAUGGGCAACUGCAAAGAUACAAAGACUACAUGAAUCAUCUACGGAAGAGUGGCCGCCCGAGCACUUGACGAGCCACGUGAGCCCGUACCCAGCAUUCGUUCCCAACAGACAGCCGACUCGUCGCUCGGCUGGGCUCGCCUCGGGGCAUGAGUACCCGUUCGAGUUUUCGGAGAGGAUCGCCUUCGUCAAUCAAGCCCGUGAACAAGACAAGUUCCUGUACCUCCUCAGGUGUGAACUUGAGGGACUCGAUCGCGAACACAUAUGGGACAUAAUUGUGGAAGAAUACGCCAAGAAGUAUAGUCGAAAACGUAAAGCUACACUACAGAUGCAGCUGAACCGAUAUCUGGCAAAAUCGCAGAGGGCGCUCGAAAACGCUACGGCAACAACGAGCGACCAGCAAAACAGGCAGCAGCAGCAAAAUGGAAAACGAAGGCGGCCCAGCACAGGUGAUGGGGGCGAGAUGCAGUCUAUGCAGCCGGAAGACAAGCAGAGCCAUCGCAAGAUACAGAAAGAAACAGAGAUCAUGGCGGCAUCGAUGCAGCAGUCUUCAGUCCAGAUCGACUGGGCAGAUGAACAGGACCAUUGGGAGACCGAGGACCAGAUGUUUGGCGAGAUGGUCGUUGAGACGCAAUCGAUGACGUCGGAUGUAUAUCGACUUGAGCCUCACAUCGGCAAUUACACAUCUCCAUCUGACAUGAUACGACAUCAGGGUCAAUCAUCAGGACUGGUGCUGGAUCAUUUACGUCCAUAUUCAACACAGGACAGUUCAGGCGGUAUAUAUGCUGAGAGAUCUGCGCCACCGUCCCGCUCACGACCUACGGCGGAGUCGCCCAAAACAACAUCGCCUGGUCCCAACUCAGCAUUCGCCACAAUGGACGCAGUGCGGAAAUUCCCGAACGUCACCUUUGGCACUAUCAGUGAACGCCCCCAGUCAAACUCUGAUACAAGUUCCGACCUCGAUUCAGAUUCUGCCUCUGAUUGUGAUGAUCUGUUCUCACGGUAUUCCGCCUCUACCGUGCCUACCGAAGCCGAGUUCAAGGUUUCCAAUCUAGGCGCGAUAUAUCUAAACUUCACCGAUCUUCUCUUCCAGGACAAGCAUGUCACACAAGCCAUACUUGUAGUACUGGGCAAGGAAAAGUCUUUUAUUGUCAAGCAGCGGAUAAGAUCCAUGCUGAAAGGCUUCGUGGACGUACUACAGGUGGAAAUCCCGAGCGAGGACGCCGACAUGGCUGCACUGUUCCGUGGUAGAACACAAAUUUUCGCUUCUGAAAUCGUUCGAAAGGGGCAUUCUAUUGCUUUGAAGGAUGAGUCGAAACGUGGGGGCGAAGCAAGCUCUGAGUCCGACUUGUCAGAGGAUCAUACAUAUGAGGAAGAUCAGGACGGAGAUCAAAGCGACGACGAUGACGGAACCGACAGACUGCAUACAGAAGCCAUUGAUCCGAUCAAGUUCUUAUCGAUUGUGGGGUCCAGCAAUGCAUUCCAACAGUUACUCGAUCAGAUCUAUGACUAUGGGUUUCCGUCGCUGAAAGCCAGGCUCCAGCGCUUGUGUCCUCGGCUUCGCCGGGGUGAGCCGAACGCGGAGAGGAUCCUUAGCGAAAUGAUGUAUUCGCAGCCAUCGGUUCUCCUUGCCAAUACUAAGCAGCCAGGUCAUACAGACAUUCUCAAGUCGGCUGUAGAGACGAUGACAGGCGGUGCGUGGGACUGGUGGCCACUCGCACCAGUGAUGAAAAGCCUUUCUGAAAAGCAAGUUCGGAUCGAGUGGCGAUGUCGUUGCGGCCGAUUGAGAACCGAAGUUGUCGCGCGACGCUUUGGCAAGGCACUCGAGCGCGUGAUUGCAAAUGCGGCAGCGGAUCUUGAGAGCGUACCUAAUCGCACGAGGCCGAACAAGAUCAUGGCCGUACAAUCAGGUGGAACAUCGACACCCCGUCAGGGGGGUACUGCCGCGCCCAAACACAGACCAAACAGACUCAGGCAGCAGGCAUGGGCCGACUUUGGUACAGAGCAAGACGACAAACGAGACGAAGAUCAGGAUGAGCGGCUCGCACCGCCGGCCGCGAAUCAGCAUGGACAGAUGUUGCCCGCCACGGCGCCUAGAGCCAUAUUCUUCAUGGUCCAUAAUUCGAGCAUUCUGCCGUGGAAUGUCAGACUGCGCCAGAGCGUUAUCCACACGAAAGAGUUAUGCGACGAGAGAUUCUAUCACAACAUGCGUUGGGAGUUCUGGAGACACCGAGGGUGGCUGAAGAGUUUAUUCAGCCUUGACACUUUUGCAGGAUGUGACUUCUACCAGUUCAAACGUUACGGCAAGGACAAGUAUCAUGAGGCCGUCGAAGGUCUACCCGACAACAUUGACGAAUAUCUCUAUCUUAAACAAGAGCUGAGACCACAAGUCUGCUGGGAAGAGUUCCGCGAUGGUUAUUGGAACUGGAGCAACCACUGUGACGUCCAGCAGUGUUCGACUGAAAGCGUUGUUGUCCGAAUUCCUAAGAAGAAGCUCGACCGAGGUUCCGACUCGGGACAAGACAAACGCAUUGACGUGAUUUGGGGUAUUGUCGCACGGACAGAGCGGGCGUUCUACGUGGCUGCCAUCUACAUCGCCCUUGCCGCAUCGCCGCUCAUACCUGCAACGUGGUUCUUCUUCAAGUGGCUAUCGCCGCCAGUGGACGGGACCAUGGACGAGUAUCAACUCGCGAACCAUAGGGACAACCUGUCCAAUGCCUUCGUUCCUCUGGGUAUAUCGCUUGCGCUGCUGAUGACGGUGGUUACUUGUGUGUUUUCAAAGUUUGACUAAGGAUCGUAUAGAUCGGGACUGAGUUUGAGAGACUGUCGAGAAGGGUCCGCUUGUUGUUACUGCUGAUCCAUGCAUUCAGCGCCUGCUGCGAUGAUAACGACGUCAUUGGAUAGAGAACAUAAGAAGCGUACUUGGAUAACGCUGAAGAACAGAAUCA